UCAAGAAAAAACGAUCGAUUAUCGAAUCGAUAGUGAUUCAAGUAGACUUCUAGUUAGAUCUAGAUUCUAGAUCUCUAGAUCCUAACUGAUUUUAUCGCCCUAGCUAGAAUCUAGUGCCCAAGUACUUAGUGAAGUUAGAAUCUAGUGACUAGUAGAUACUAGAAUCUAGUAGAGUAGUAUUAUUAUUACACCAACUGACCUGAUGCUUCUUUCUGACCUACUGUAGUACUGAAGCAGGGCACACACUAACCACUAACCGUACGCCCGCACUAACGGAUCAGUUGUUGUUUUUUUUUACAGUCAUUGAAACACGCAUCACAGUAACAGCUUCAUUAUCUCUAAGAUCUAGACUCUAUGUAUAUUUUACGAAGCCAUUUGUGUAAUCUGCUGGCUAUAACUAAAAGCUGCUGUGUAGCUGCUAGAGCUAGAUCUAGAAUGAGUCAAAUUAGGCCAAAUGUUUUCAUCAGCAGACGUAUUCCAGAGAAAGGGAAAGCUAUGCUUGCUGCAGAAUGCGAUAUUACAACUUGGGAUUCAGACGAACCAGCUCCACGAAAACUUUAUUUGCAAUCCGUUGCAGGCGUUGAUGGCCUUUUGUGUUUGCUUACCGAUAGCAUCGACUCGGAGUUGUUAGAUAGGGCAGGACCAAGUCUUAAAGUCAUCUCUACCAUGUCUGUUGGGUUUGACCAUAUCGAUUUAAAAGAAUGUGCAAAGCGAAAUAUACUUGUUGGGUACACACCAGGAAUUUUGACUAAUGCCACUGCAGAACUUACUGUUGGUUUGCUACUUGCAGCUUCACGGAGAUUCAAAGAAGGUAUGCAUGCGGUAGAAAGUGGAGAAUGGGGUGCCUGGAAACCCAUGUGGCUUUGUGGUCCUGGUUUGGAUGGAGCAACUGUCGGCAUUGUGGGUCUAGGAAGAAUCGGCAUUGCGGUCGCCAAGUGCUUGAAGCCGUUUGGUGUGGCUAGAAUUCUAUACAGUGGUAGGUCAGAAAAAUCUGAAGCUGAAGAAGCAAAUGCACAAUAUACAAGCUUCGACGAACUUCUUACAAAGUCUGACUUUGUUAUAGCAUGUUGUGCACUGACCCCUGAAACAAAAGAAAUGUUCAACGCUGCAGCUUUUAAAAAAAUGAAAAACACAGCGGUUUUUGUAAACAGCAGCAGAGGGGGCAUUGUCAAUCAGAAAGAUCUGUAUGAGGCUUUAAAAUCUGGAGAAAUCGGAGCAGCGGGAUUGGAUGUUACCUCACCAGAACCUUUGCCUACUAAUAGUCCUUUACUGAAGCUGAAAAACUGUAUUGUACUACCACACAUUGCCAGUGCAACACACAGUACAAGGGAGGCAAUGGCUGUGCUUGCUGCAAGAAAUCUAUUGGCUGGGUUGAAAGGGGAACCUAUGCCUAGCCAGCUUAAAUAGGAUUUUAUAAAACUAGUAUUAAAUUAAUAAAUCAAAUUGUGCAUUGAAAGGUAGAUUAUAGGAAAACAAACAAUGGGCAUUAGUAGGAUACUUUUCAUCUGUUUAUGCAUCAUUUAUACUCAAUAUUGUUGCAAAAGAAACUGGAUGUUGUCCAGUAUUGUAAAAACUAUAAAUAGACAAGUACAAAUAGACCAGGAUAUUUUAUAAAGUAAGUAUAAAAGUAGUUGAGAGCACUUAAAAAUUUUUUUUUUUUAAAUUUC
Physella acuta is the source of this 1667-nucleotide messenger RNA. RefSeq names its product glyoxylate reductase/hydroxypyruvate reductase. Lineage: Eukaryota; Metazoa; Mollusca; Gastropoda; Physidae. The record is from RefSeq and is a predicted model, not a curated record. Gene Ontology annotation, cellular component: cytosol. Gene Ontology annotation, molecular function: hydroxypyruvate reductase (NADH) activity; NAD binding; glyoxylate reductase (NADPH) activity.